This is a messenger RNA of Dentiscutata erythropus, 216 nucleotides long. NCBI's taxonomy places the organism in Eukaryota, Fungi, Glomeromycota, Glomeromycetes, Diversisporales, Gigasporaceae. The record is from the annotation of a GenBank genome assembly.
AAAUCCAAACUUACGACUUCACUAAAAAUGCCUAAAAAAAAUAAUAUAAAAAACAUCCGUACAUUCAGACGUUCAAGUGGAUUUACUAUAUCAAUUGUUGGAAAUAUAAAGGCAUCAAUCUUAUUAUAUAAGAAUCUUGAAAAAUCAACAAAUCGAAUAAAAGCUGAUCAAGCAACAAUUUUAUUAGAACAAUUCGAUAAAAAAUACAAUAUUUGA